Molecule: messenger RNA, 3117 nt
Organism: Babjeviella inositovora NRRL Y-12698
Lineage: Eukaryota; Fungi; Ascomycota; Pichiomycetes; Serinales
Exons: 1
Coding region: 338-2656 (772 amino acids)
Molecular function (GO): protein binding
Source: RefSeq, a predicted model, not a curated record
CUGAGUUCUUUGCCACCCACCACGUGAUCUUAGGAAUAAAGGAUUAUCCGGUAUGCUUUGGAUAUGUUCAAGCUGAACGAAAUGCACGGCGACUAAACUCCUGGCACGGGUUGGCAAAGCCCCUCGCAGACUCCAUUGCCUACGCUGCGUGCAUCACACUAGCCUUGUCUCUCGAAGUGUCUGAGUCAUCACCUCAGAAUACUCAGGGUGACGCUACGUAUGAAAAUUAUAGAAUACGUUCCACAUCUACCUAAAAUCUAUAAAGGCCGAGGAAUCUACGCCAAACCGUAGAUGUAACACAUCAAUCCCUCACCACCUUCGCCACUUUCUCAUCGCCAUGAACAAGCACGAAAUUCCUCUUUUCUGCGACAUCUUUCCUUUGGAAAUUGUUGAAAAGAUCGUUUCCUACUUACCACUUCUCGCAGUCGUCGAAGUUAUGAAAUCAGAGAAUGCAAGUCUCGCUUCGGUGGCGCAGAGACGCUACUACUCAAAUAUUAAAUUGGAAUUCCUCGAUAGACCAUAUGAUGUCAUCUAUAAAAUGGAUGAUAUUCUCAGCAUGAAAAUUUCUGAGUUUGACGCCUUGCUAAAUAGCGAUACGGUCGACCAACUUCGCAUUGAAAAGCUUUUGAUAUACGUAGAUCUUCUUGAAGAUGAUUUUACGUUCCUCCACGAAAAAGUGUUCACCAAAGCGUCCAUAAUUGUCACCGAUGUCAUCUUACAGUUUUACGGGGAUCCGGAGUGGUAUCUGGAAUUCGACUGGGCCUGUUUGCCAUCAUCGCCCUUGGUCCUGAAGUGCAUCCGAGAAAUAUCCGUAUGGUACCCUUAUAUUGGUCCGGACGUGCCACCUUUGCCUUCUAACUUACGCAAGCUUCACCUUGAAUUCGACUAUCAACAUGGGGGAAACGAUAAUGGUAUUUCCCCAAGAAUUGUUUUUCCGCCAAAUCUCCAAGAAUUUGUUUCGAAGAUCCCUUGGGCAUCGAUGUCAGCGUACACCAACCUCCCUUCAACCUUGCGGACGUUGGUGCUAGAGUAUGUCUCGGGCUUUAAUGCCGAGGCCUUCAACGAGUUAAACUUGCCCAAUUUGAGAAAUUUACGAUUGUAUAGAAUUUCAGGCGUAACGGAAUUCAACGAACUAUUUGAGUUACCCUCGCUGUUGGAGAGUUUGGAACUUGGGAAUCUAAGAAUCACUAACUUCGAACGGCGGAAAUUACCUCUGGGGUUGCAGAAGCUAUCUAUCACCCAGUGUCCUUUGAAGAAGUUUCGUGUGGAUACAUUUCCGGAUUCCCUCAAAGAGUUAAUCUUAUAUGAUACGGAUCUUCCAUCAUCCGAGAUCCACAUUAUCAAGUUUCCUCCGGGAUUGGUUUCCUUACUGGUUACAUACUCCCGGUUAACGUCGCUCAAUUUCGUCAACUCAUUACCGGGGUCUUUAGAAAUCCUCAACCUCCGCAAAAAUUCUCUUGGUCGAUUAAAUGAAACAGACGAAGAUGCAGACACUGCCAGAUCAUACCGAAUCAAGUUUCCCGAAAAUCUCCAGAAGCUUAAUCUCGAAUAUAACGAGCAUCUAUUUACUCAGUAUUCUCCAGGAAACCUUGUCUUCCCUCUGAGCUUGAAAGAUUUGAACCUCCAUAGAACGAAUAUGGGUUCAGUCGAUGAGCUUGAUCUUCCGCCAGGAUUGAACUCUUUAGACUUGUGCGGUAAUAAUUUGGUAUCAGUCGACGAGCUCGAUCUUCCACCAGGAUUGAACUCUUUAGACUUGUGCAGUAAUAAUCUUGAACUGUUUUCGAAGGAACUACCAGACAGCAUUCAAUACUUGGGCCUUAGGUCUAACCAAUUGAAAGAAUUGAUAAACUUCCACCUUCCGGUGAAUUGUACCAGGCUUGAUCUUUCGUCCAAUCCUCUCCUGCGGGUCCAAUUCUCUAAUGCAGAUCACCCAGGUUUGAAACUUCAGCAUUUUGAUUUAAGUAAAGUUGCUAUUGCCGCAAUCCGUAAUAUCUCUCCUCUCCCGCAAUGCCUCGCUUUCUUGGAUAUUGGCUCUACAGAGGUAAGCUCCUUAUCUGGCAUUCAAUUUCCUGUGGGGUUGAGCCGACUCGAUGCCACCAAUAACAAGAUAGUUUCUUUGGAAAAUGUUGAGUUUCCACCACAUUUAGAAGCUUUAUGUCUCCUUAAGAAUCAAAUAUCAAGUUUGGCCAAUAUCUGUUUUCCGGACAGUCUACUUGAGUUGAGGCUUUCUGAUAACAAGAUUACCUCAAUUGAUGCCAUACAGCUUCCUCCAAAAUUGAAGAAAUUGUACUUUGAGAGGAAUGCUAUUAGCACCAUCAACGAGUUGCAAUUGCCCGAAUCGCUUAAAAUAUUGACUAUGGAGGACCAAAAGUGGAAUAUUUUGCUUAAUUGUGUUUCCGCUGAUGGAGACUCAUCAGAGAGUCUCAAUACAUCUAGGAAGGAGGGCUUGUCGAGCCUCGCUGGGUUGAGUAACCUUCCGUCAAAAUUGUGGUAUUUGAAUCUAGAUAACAACAGUUUGUCUGAGCAGUCCUUCCAACAUUUGGAGAUCCCGGCUAGCUUGACAAUGUUAAGUGUUAGUAAUAACGCUUUCGAUGAUUAUUAUAAGUGGCUAUGGAAAAUCAAGCUGGCACACCUGGGAAUGCUGGCUAGUUGGUGACCUGGAAUACUCUUGGGACAAUUCCUCUCUUGGGUGCAGACAAUAUAAUUGGUGGCGAUAGUGAGGGAUUGGCGAAGGAAGAAGCAUUUCUAACAUGGGAUGUUUAAUAAGUAAUUUAUGGAAAUUGGCACAUUUAUAUUGAAGACCAUUAGUUCCACAUAGGUGUACCAGCUUUACACUCCAUUUUCAUCCUCAUUCAUAUCCUCCCUGGUUGUACAACAGUAUUGAACUGAGUUUACUGAAGAACUGAUCGCCUAUAGUAAGGGUGCCAUUUAACUAGAUGGAAGUCAGAGUCUAUUGCCCCCUUACCUCCGAUAAGCGGACACACUGGCAUCGUAUCCGCCUCAGUAUAUAAGGCCACCGACUACCCUUCUCUUGCGUAUAUCUUACAUAGGAAAAGUAUUCCCUUCUAGCUAGCUAACAGUAUCCACUAUUACCUACUAGAUAUACCACAGUUUACC